Molecule: messenger RNA, 868 nt
Organism: Erinaceus europaeus (western European hedgehog)
Lineage: Eukaryota; Metazoa; Chordata; Mammalia; Eulipotyphla; Erinaceidae
Gene: PCBD1
Product: pterin-4 alpha-carbinolamine dehydratase 1
Exons: 4
Coding region: 251-418 (55 amino acids)
Biological process (GO): tetrahydrobiopterin biosynthetic process
Molecular function (GO): 4-alpha-hydroxytetrahydrobiopterin dehydratase activity
Source: RefSeq, a predicted model, not a curated record
GGAUCCUCUAGAGGAUGGAACUGACCUUUGCUUCCCUCUAUUCACUGAGGGUUCCCGUGCACUGAAUCGUGCCAAUUUGUGCUGCCUUGAGAGUGACUUUACAUAAGCUGGCAAAGCACACAGGCUAAGUGCUGAGGAGAGGGACCAGCUGCUGCCAAAUCUGAGGGCUGUGGGAUGGAAUGAGCUAGAAGGCCGAGAUGCCAUCUUCAAGCAAUUCCAUUUCAAAGACUUUAAUAGGGCUUUUGGCUUCAUGACAAGAGUGGCCUUGCAGGCCGAGAAACUGGACCACCAUCCUGAAUGGUUUAACGUGUACAACAAGGUCCAUAUCACCUUGAGUACCCAUGAGUGUGCAGGCCUUUCAGAACGGGAUAUAAACCUGGCCAGCUUCAUCGAACAAGUAGCAGUGUCCAUGACUUGAAGUCUACUCUUCUUCUUUGAAUUCAAGGGAAGUGGGUGCCUGAAGUGGGAAUCUAGAGAGGGGACUAGAGAGCUUCGGGAUGUUGCUCUGUUCAAAACUUCAAGGUUCGUCCUACUGCCUGAUUAGGAGUCAGUUUUUGCUUGUCCAACAUCACUGUCAAGAACUUAGACCUUUGUUUUCCACUUUCUUCAUCCUUGGGGCUCUGUUACAUGUCAACUAAUUUGAAUAAGAUCUUCCUGGUGAUUACAAUUCCCAAGCAACAGCACUGAUCAUCUUCCCAGGCUGUGCCUUGCUUGAUCCUUUUCUGUUGCAUUUCCCCAGAGGUGAUAGAAGUCAUGUCUAAGAUAAACAAAGUCUCAUCUUAGAAAUCAGGACCCUAAAGUCAACCUCAUCCCAAGGAACAGAAACAUAUGCUUUUAUGCCUCCAAUAAAACUAAUUCUUUACUGGGA